GUGCAGCUAAAACAACCACUGUCUCCCGCGAGUUUUGUUAGAUUUAACGGCUUGUCAUCUCACUUCAUUGCCAAUGUAUUGGGCCUGUAUUUAUUGUUGUUGAAGUUGACACGGAGUCAAGUGCCGCCGCAGCUCUCGGUUCAUGUAGUCUGCAUGGACUCCACUCCACUUCAUCCAGCUUGCAACUUCCACGCAGGUUAAUGCAGCGGGCUAAUUUCACUUCCACCCCUUGACGCUUCUACCAAGUUUAGUCUCUGCUCCGAGCUGCAUCGCUACAUCAUUGUCACGCCUGUCCCGUCCAGGGAUAAAGCGCGCAGCCGGCGACCGUCCCGGACUCUGCGUGCUGCGGCUUCACCAACGAUCGUCUGGAAAACGCUUCUGCUGCUGUCAAGCCAGUUAAAGAGAAACAAACGACGCGUCUGUUUUUGUUAAAUGGAAGUUUUCGUUUGUUAUUUCUUUUUUUAUUUUUAUUUUUUUUUUCCCGAAAAGCAUAACGUGAGCAACAUUACGUCAUCCUGCAGGCUCGUCGAUAUUUGAUCAACCGCUGAGAUGUUGAGGGCUACUUUCAGGAAGUUUUAUGAGACGCUGGCCAGAGGGAUGAACUCGGACCAGGAAAGGCCAUUCGUGUGCAAUGCUCCUGGCUGCUCUCAGCGUUUUCCCACGGAGGAUCAUCUGAUGAUUCAUCGUCACAAACAUGAGAUGACCCUUAAGUUCCCCUCCAUAAAGAACGACAACAUGCUAUCAGACCAGACGCCCACUCCGACCCGAUUCUUGAAGAACUGUGAAGAGGUCGGACUGUUCAGUGACCUGGACUGCUCCAUUGAGCAGGACUUCUGCAAAGCGCAAGAAGAAGAAGACAGUAAGCAGAACAUCGCACUGCAUGGACAAGCAGGUCAAGGUCAGCACCAGCAGUCCCACGCACGGAUGGCCAACCAUGAUACCAGCAUAGUGAUCCAGCAGGCCCUUCCCUCUCCCCAGUCCAGCUCAGUUAUCACUCAGGCUCCCUCCACCAACAGACAGAUAGGGCCAGUCCCCGGCUCUCUGUCCUCACUAUUGCACCUACGAAACAGACAGAGGCAGCCUCUGCCAGCCUCCAUGCCUGGAACCCUGCCAGACCCAACCAUGCCUGGCUCCUCUGCUGUGUUGAUGCCCAUGGAGAGGCAAAUGUCCAUGGGUUCCAACAUGAUGGGCAUGCCGAGCCCCGCCCACAGCAACUCGUGCUCCACUCACAUUCCCUCAAUGCACUCAGAAGCCAAACUGAGGCUGAAAGCUGCCCUCUCCCACCACCCUGGUGCCAUCCCCAACGGCAACAUGAACUCCAUGGGCCACAUGAUGGAGAUGAUGUCAACAAGGCAGGAGCAGGGCAACCAUCAUCACAUGCACUCGCACCCGCACCAGCACCUCCAAGCACCUCCCCACACGUACCAGCACCACGGACACCACCACCACAGCCAGGGCCACGGGCAGGGCACACACCACCACCCACAGGGACACAACCCUCAUCACAACUCCCACAAUCCUCACCUUCUGCCCGGGCACCCACACCAGACAUCACCGCACCCUCCUAUGCACUCACAGAUGUCACCUGCAACCCAGCAGAUGCAGCCCACGCAGACGCUGCAGUCCCCGCCAGCCAGUGGCGGGCGGCGCAGACGGGUAGUGGACGAGGAUCCGGAUGAACGGCGGCGAAAGUUUCUAGAGCGAAACAGAGCGGCUGCGACUAGGUGCAGGCAGAAGAGAAAAGUGUGGGUGAUGUCCUUGGAGAAAAAGGCUGAAGAGCUCACUCAGACUAACAUGCAGCUUCAGAAUGAAGUGACCAUGCUAAAGAAUGAGGUGACCCAACUCAAGCAGCUUCUGCUCACACACAAGGACUGCCCCAUCACCACUAUGCAGAAAGAGUCCCAAGGUUACCUCAGUCCAGAGAGCAGUCCGGCAGGCAGUCCAACCCCAGCAUGCUCCCAGCAGCAGCAAGUCAUCCAGCACAACACCAUCACCACCUCCACCACGACUGUAGGGGGCGGCACUGUGCACGGACAGGCUAACCACCGCACAGACAUUAACCCCAUCCACUAGGUACUGGAGAGUAUAAUGUUUUCAGCUCCCCCUCUUCUUUUCUGAGGGUUACCAGCUGCACACGCUGCCCCCCUCUACUAGGAGAAAAACCUGAAAAGACCAGCGCGGCUGCUCUAUAUACAGUAGCUACAGUAUAUUUUUAUAGACCAACCCUGUUAACGCGCAGUAGCUCUGUGGUUUGCUCAGUCUUGUUUUUUUCUCUGCUUUUUUUGUGCAAUUGGCUGAGAGAAGGGUUGUUGCCGAUCACCAACAGCAGUUUUGGAAGUUUUUCUAUUUUGUUCUGGUACAAAGCUGACUAAGGUGGCUAUGGAACCAGAGAAAGGAGCCAAAAAGCAUCUGAUUAUCUUCACCAGAAUCAUGUCUUAGAUUUUGUAUGCAUAAUGGACUGAAUAAGAAGUCAAAUCAUUACCUGUGCAAGACAGACAGGUGGACUUCGGUAUCGUGUGUUUGACACAGAAUCCGAGUCAAACUGGCGCUAUACCUUUGUAAAGACUUAAAGCUGGUAUGACUGUUAGCAUUCACCCUGUCACUAUAAGUCUUAAUGAGCUUUAUAAUAAUCUGCAUGACAGUGAUGAUACCUUGCAAACAAACGGAAGCAAUACAUAGCAGUGUUGAUUAUCGUCUUUACUGUAUCCCCGCAUUAUGAUCAGAGUGACCAAAACAUUUGAUGUUGUGUCAGCUACAGAACUGAACACUGUGAUCCCGGUGAGGCAGCUCAGGGGUUGAGACCAACUCCUAUGCUCUGCAGGACCAACUCAAGCUUUAAUCGUUGAAGACUUUUAUUUGUCUGUGUCGAGUGUUUGGAUUUAAAUUCCAAAUUAAAUUUAUGUUUGAUUGUGUGAAUGCAUGUGAGUACUGUAUAGUCAUCUUUUUCCUUCUUUUCUGUGCAGAACAAAGUUCAGUUAGAGCAGAAAAAGAGAGAAGCUCGUGAGAAAACAGGAGAAUUUGGGAAAUUUCUUUCCUUUGGGGAACAGACAUUUAAGCAUUUCUUUCUUGAUGUACUUUCCAAGUUAUCACAAUGUGCCUGAAUCUUUUUUUUUUUAUCUUUGUUUGCUUACGUAAAACAACUUUGAAAAUUUUUUAUAGUGUGUUACUACUUUGUUUAUAUUUGAUGCAUAUUAGAGAUUUACUUUUCCAUAGGUAAAUAAGUAUUGAGCAUAUUUAUGUUUUUCUCAUGACAGUCAUACUGCAUGUCUGUAACUGCCCAGGUAGUACCUACACAUAGAGAAAAUAAAUCCAAGUUAUGCCAGAUAUUGUGUAAGGAUGUGGAAUGUCACAGGGAAUGAGUAUUGAAGAUGCUUACUAAAAUGUAUGUGAUCUAAUAUGAAAAGGGAAAAAAAGCCUUUUUGAACCGUUUCAGAACAGACAUAAGGAAAUUGAGUUCAUUAGUUGGUUAGAUUUGAUCCUGAUCUGUCCGUCUACAUACCUGUUCCAGUUCUUGAUUUCUCUGCAACUUUCCUCCGUGCACUAUGAGCUUUAGUUCCUUCCAAAGAUUGUUAAUUGGAUUCCAGUCAGAUGAUUGACUGGGCCAUUCCACUGUAUUUUCUUUUUCUAAAACUAAGUCAGUUUCCUUGGCUGUUUGUUUGGGAUCAGUGUCUUGUCUAAAAACUUAUCUUCAUUUCACCUUCAGAUUAGUUAUAAAUAUGUCCCUUUACAUAUUUCUACUCAUCUUUCUAUUGCAUUAAGCCUGCCAGUAUUAAAUUACUUUCUAAUCUCAAUGUUAGUGUUGUGUUUUGGGAUAGUAUAAUUCUUAAUUCGUUCCCCUAAUAUGGUGUGGACAAUGACACUCAAACAGUGUUAUUUUGUUCUUAAGCUGAACAGACUAUAUUUCCCUGUGUUUAUAUUGAUUUCACUUCAGCAGUGGAGUCUUGUGCAGUGAAUGCAUAGAGCCUAAUUCCAGGUGUUUCUUAAGAACUCUGCAAGUAGUCCUAGGCUCUUUUAAGCAAUUUUUCUUGUCUCAUCUGUCAGAGACUUUGACAGAACAGAACACCUGUUUGUUCCCCUGACUGUGCUCACAGAAAUCCAGAAACCUCUCUUUAACCAAAACUACCAGCAUCUUUUGCUGCAAUCACUUUGUGACGGUUAUGAGAGAUUUCUUUGCUUUUACUCAUCAUAAGAUACUUAAUGCGUGAUUUCCUGCUAAUAAGAAACAUUUCUUUUAACCCAACAAUUAAAUACUAUUAGUCAGCUAAUGGGGUGCAGGAUUUGUUUUUUCUAAAUACUGCCAGAUUUUAGUGGUUGUUCUUCUCUUUCUUGAUCUUUUUAAAUACUUUUUAAGUGUUCAAUACUUAUUUCCUGUGACACAUUUGUUUGAUUUUUUUUUAUGUUACUUAGUUUGUGACUGAUAUGUGGCAUUCAUUUCAGGGCAGUAGCCUCACUAGAAAUCUAUGUACUGAGAAAAACAUUGAUGUGUUAAAUAGUUGUUUCCAAUUCUCUAUUUUUGCCCUUUUCUGUCCCCCCCUGCGUCCUCAAAACUUCUCAUAUCUUCUCAUAUCAACCACAUCUUGUCUUUAUCUCCUCUCCUGAAUGACCAGAAAUGUCAGUUGAAUUGCAUGCAGACCAUGAUGCACUGUGUUUUGCAGCAACAUGGGUGAAAUACAUUCCACUGGCAGGUGGAGUGAUCACAGAGUUGUCUAUGCACUUUUGUCCUCUGAUGUGACAGAGGGUAGAAUAGCCAUAUUAAAAGGUCAGAGUAAUUCUCAGCGAUCUCCCAUCUUCACACACCAGCGAGAAAAACGUAGCGUGUUUUGCCUUUUUUUUUUUUUUUCCGAGAGGCCAUACCUGCCUUGCAUCACAAGGAGACCUAAAGUAUCGGUAUGGAUGUCACACCGUUUAACUUGUGCUCUUGUUUUCAAAAAGUUUCUCUUCCCAUUCAUGCUAGGCUGUUGAAGGGUUUGGGGAAUUGUAGCUUUUAUGUAGUCUCUUGAUGUCGGAGCCUGCAUGUGCAGCUCAGUAUGAGUGAUGAAGAGAGAGAGAAAUUCUCUUAAAAAGGGCUUUGUUGUACCACCCCUCUGACUGGAAGCUUGCCUUAUUUUUAGUUUGUAAAACUAAUGACGGAGAUGAUGUCUGAAUUACCAUUCCGAAGUAAUCUUUUGCAUGAAAAGAAAAAUAAAAUGUUAAUGACCUCAGAAUACUUUAACUGGAAUCAUUAAGACUUUGAAGUUGUAUAUAACUUUACUCUCUUUGGCUCUGAAUUUGAAUUUAUUACAGAGAAAAACAUUUGUUACUCUUUCGGCAAACUAAACGGUCAGAUGGAAGUACAACGUGUGCAUAUCUGUGUGCAGCAUCAUAUUGAUGAUGUUGUGACUGUAUUAUUUGAAAUUUAAAUAUAUAAAUAUUGUACAUAUCAUUAAUUUCUAUAAUCAUGUACAUGUAUUGACACCACCUUUCUUUUUGAAGGGAGUAUAAAAUGUGUGGUACGUUUGUAAAUAAUGUUUUCAUAGCACUUGUUGCCUUUUGUUGUACGCCUAAACAUGGAGACUCGUUCCAGCGCUUAAAAACAUGUUUAUAUGAAAUGAACUGAUGAAUGCAUUCUUGCCUGCAUAACUUUGUACAACAUUUUGUGUGUUUGUGUCUGUAAUUAUGUUGCCUUUGUUUUAUUUUGCAUUUGUACAGACAUUUAAUAUCAUUGCAGUUACAUUACGGUAUGAAAAUAAAGCACUUGUUCUGUAACAUA
This is a messenger RNA of Xiphophorus maculatus (southern platyfish), 5749 nucleotides long. RefSeq names its product cAMP responsive element binding protein 5 (gene creb5b). The record is from RefSeq and is a predicted model, not a curated record. Gene Ontology annotation, molecular function: DNA-binding transcription factor activity, RNA polymerase II-specific; cAMP response element binding. Gene Ontology annotation, biological process: regulation of transcription by RNA polymerase II. The transcript has 11 exons. NCBI's taxonomy places the organism in Eukaryota, Metazoa, Chordata, Actinopteri, Cyprinodontiformes, Poeciliidae. The coding region runs from base 550 to 2073 and encodes 507 amino acids.